AUGGCCUUGGAUUUGCUCAGAAAGAUGGAAGAAAGAAAGAUCAAGCUCGAUGCAGCCAAAUACAAUAUUAUCAUUGAUGGUCUUUGCAAAGACGGGAAGCUCGACGAUGCAAUCAACCUUUUCAAUGAAAUGGAAAUGAAAGGGAUCAAAGCAAAUGUUAUCACCUACAACACUCUCAUCGGAGGGCUUUGUAAAGACGGUAGAUGGAAUGAUGGCGCAGAGUUGCUUAGGGAUAUGAUCAAAGGAAAUCAUCCCCAACGUCAUCACUUUCAAUGCGUUGAUUGA
Microthlaspi erraticum is the source of this 285-nucleotide messenger RNA. The record is from the annotation of a GenBank genome assembly. Lineage: Eukaryota; Viridiplantae; Streptophyta; Magnoliopsida; Brassicales; Brassicaceae.